Molecule: messenger RNA, 240 nt
Organism: Phytophthora nicotianae INRA-310
Lineage: Eukaryota; Oomycota; Peronosporomycetes; Peronosporales; Peronosporaceae
Exons: 2
Coding region: 1-240 (79 amino acids)
Source: RefSeq, a predicted model, not a curated record
AUGUUACUUCUUCUCGCGCGCAAUAAUGCCAAGAAGGUCCAAAAACCAAUUAUCGCGAGAGGCUUCAGCUGCUGCGCGAGGUUGGAUCCACUGCAGCAGCCGCAGAAUCUCUAUCCGUUCAUCAAUCGUCACUGUAUCAUUGAAGAAGUAUCGGGAAACCCUGCAGGUGCUGCGCAGACUUCUCUUAACAAGACGACCCGUCAACUCGUUCUUCUCUCGCCAUUCGCCAUCCAGCUCUAG